This is a messenger RNA of Manduca sexta (tobacco hornworm), 1933 nucleotides long. RefSeq names its product sodium-coupled monocarboxylate transporter 2. The transcript has 10 exons. The record is from RefSeq and is a predicted model, not a curated record. Bases 83 to 1909 code for a protein of 608 amino acids. Gene Ontology annotation, biological process: sodium ion transport; transmembrane transport. Gene Ontology annotation, molecular function: symporter activity. Gene Ontology annotation, cellular component: membrane. NCBI's taxonomy places the organism in Eukaryota, Metazoa, Arthropoda, Insecta, Lepidoptera, Sphingidae.
CGCUGAUAGCGUUGUUUGCGAGCAUUCAUACAGACGACACGUUCAGCGAAUAUCCUCAUAUACAUUUAAUUUAAUUUCCAAAAUGAGAAAUGCUAGUAUACAAGUGUCUCCGAUAUAUUUUAAUGUUGCUGAAUAUUGUUUAUUCGGCAUCAUAUUGGGAUUGAUCAUCGGAAUAAUACUAUAUUACAAUGUGGUUAACAGAAAGUAUAAUACAGUGGCCGGAUUUUUGUUUGGCGGGAAAAAUAUGUCCGUUAUUUCUAUAUCCUUAGCUUUGAUUGCGAGCCACUUGACGAGCAUUACAUUGCUCGGAGUGCCCGUAGAGAUAUACCUGAGAGGCACUCAGUACUGGGCAUCGGCGCUGUCACUUAUCGUAGUCACUAUCCUAGCCGCCGUCAUUUAUUUACCAGUGUUUCAUAAAUUACAAUUAUCUUCAAGUUUUGAAUAUCUCGAAAUAAGAUUUUCAACUCACACUCGAACGAUAGCGGCUGUGUUAUUUGUUAUUAGCAAGCUUAUGUUACUACCUAUAGUGCCCUAUGUGCCACUUAUGGCUUUUAGAUUGGUUACAAAUCCUCUGGCGGGACGUAUCACGGCGGUAUUAUGCGUGUCCUGUGCCACGUUUAUCGCUGUUGGCGGAUUACGAGCCAUAGUCAGCAUUGGCAUAGUAACAUCUUUCCUGGCAUUAGCUGGCACUGCACUGCCAAGUGGUCUGGCGCUGCUCCCAAUAGGCUUUAAAAGUAUGUGGGAGAGAGCCAGUCGCGGAGGUCGAUUGGUUUUAUAUGACCCAGAUCCAGAACUUGCUCAUCACACGUCAUUCUUCGCAGUCACACUGGCCCUAAGCACGAACUGGCUCUGGAAGAUAGCUCUCAGCCAAUCUACGCUACAAAAACUUCUGGCCGUUCCUACUAUUAGUAAAGCAAGGCUAUGUCUAAUGAUAUCUUGUGCUGGAGUGAUUCUGAUGAAGCUGCUCUCUUGCUUUCUGGGUCUAGCGUUAUAUGCAUGGUUUGAUGAAUGCGAUCCAUUGUUGAGUGGUCAAAUAAGGAAACAUGAGCAGUUAGUCCCGCAAUUCUUAAAUAGUUUAUCAGCUAUGUUUCCUGGAAUAUGUGGAAUAUUCAUUAUAUCUAUCUUUAGUGCAACUACAGGAUUAGAUUAUUACAGAUGCAUUGCUUCGUUGAUAAAUUCCAUCGCCGGUGUAUUGUUUGAAGAGUUUAUUAGACCUUGGAUGCCACAGAGUACCAAUGAAAUUGCUUGCUGCAAAAUCAUGAAGGUUCUCUGCGUCCUGGUGGGUUGCUACUGCGCUUGCGUGGUGUGGUUUGCAAAGGAACUGGAUCGUCUGCAACAUGUAGCGUCUGGUGUGACGGGAGUGACAGCUGGCACAUUACUGGGAUUGUUUACACUGGGGAUAGUCUUUUCCAGGGCAAAUUGUUCUGGGGCUUUAGGUGGAUGUUUAUUAAGUCUUAUGCUGUGCGGUUGGUUACUUAUUGGUGCCGAAAAUUCUUUAGCAAGAGGAGCCCUAACCUUCCAAAGAAAACCUCUGCUUACAACAGGAUGCGGAAAAGCGAAUUUAACACACAUCAUUCUGGACAAUAUUUCUACUGCAUUACCAAACGCUGCAACCCAAUUACCAACAAAACCUCUGCAAUCCCUCUUUCGGAUCUCUUUCACAUACUGCCCUUUCGCUGGCGCCAUUUCAGUGCUUCUGAUAGGAGUUCCUAUGAGCUACUUGACAGGGAAGUCGAGGACCGACUCCAUGAACCCUGAUGUCUUCUGCCCUCUGACUCAAAGUAUGCUCCACAAAUCCCUGUUCAGGAGUGCCACAGUCUCGUUGGAAGCGAGAGCGCCGAAUACGCAAGAAGUUUACGUCGCCUUGGAUGAAGCCCUGAAACAUUUAAAAGAUGUUAUUGAUAGAUAAUAAAUCUGUUUUUAAAUACUUUAA